This is a messenger RNA of Besnoitia besnoiti, 4683 nucleotides long. Its product is annotated as Sec23/Sec24 trunk domain-containing protein. Gene Ontology annotation, molecular function: zinc ion binding; SNARE binding. Gene Ontology annotation, cellular component: endoplasmic reticulum exit site; COPII vesicle coat. The coding region runs from base 1 to 4683 and encodes 1560 amino acids. Gene Ontology annotation, biological process: COPII-coated vesicle cargo loading; endoplasmic reticulum to Golgi vesicle-mediated transport; intracellular protein transport. Lineage: Eukaryota; Apicomplexa; Conoidasida; Eucoccidiorida; Sarcocystidae. The transcript has 14 exons. The record is from RefSeq and is a predicted model, not a curated record.
AUGCAGCAGCCCUAUCCCUCGUACUACGCCUCUUCUGUCUGCAAUGGCGAAGUGGCCUCAGAGCCGGGUCUGCAGCAACAGACGCUGCAGCCUGGAGUCGCGUCGGCCUUCUCGCCUCAAGUGCAGGCCCAACAACCACAAGCAGGCGCCUUCGCUUCUCACACACCGUCCUAUGCCGACCAACAGGCUGCCGUGAGCUGGUCACAACAGCAGAUGUUGCAGCCGCAGCAGACCAGUGCCCCUCCUCAGCAGUAUUUUUCUCACUCGACGCCACAUGCUGGCGUUGCACCGCCGGCGGCGUAUGGUUCGUCGUUUGGAGCGGACCCAGUAUCCAGUCUUCCCAGUGACCCUUGUGCGCCGCAAGCCGGCUACGCGCCUCCCCCAGGCGUCACUCCAGUGAGCGCCGGUUUCGCUCAGCCGCCGAGUUCAACCGUCCCGAGUUACCCUGUGGAUGGAAAUAUCAUGCCAGAGGGAACGGCCCCGCCGCGUGCGCAGAGUGUCGCGGCGCCGCCAUCGCUGACUCCCGUUCAGCAGCCAGCCGCGCAAGCAGGACAGUCACUGUAUCACGCGUCGACCGCGGAUCAAACUCACCCCAGCGCGGCUCCGGCGUUUUUGCAGCAGCAGGGAGGGGGGCAAGAAGGACGUCAGCCCCGCGUAGGCGACAGGGGGCUGCAGGGGGGGGCCAGAGAGGCGUGCUUGUCUUCGUUUCCAGGAUUCAACGGGGAGGUCCAGCAGCCGCACGGUGGAGGCGCGCCGCAGCCGGCUCUUGCUCCGGCCGCGCCUGACACCCCAGCGCCGGCAACGCAAUCGAGUCACGUGCCCUCGCGGGCGGACGGCCUGAGGGCUGCCUUCGGGGAUACACAGCCCGCUCCACCGACCAGCGCGGCGGCGCAGGCGACGGCUCCUUCCGCUGUGCCGGGCGCGCUCCAAGCAGGCCUCCGCCAUACAGCGGGGGCGCCUCCCGCGCCCGUGGGCGGUCAAGGCGGCGCGGGUGGAGCGUGCUACGGGCAGUCAGCCGCAGGCCACCUUCCGGCUGAGCUCGCGAGGGAGCGAGAAGUCAUGCUGCCCCUAGAGAGCAUGGCAGUUCAUCAGGUUGCGGAGUCUUCCGAGGACCUGGGGGUGGCGAGGUGGUCGGCGCAGACCUCGCUGUUGGCGGCGCAGGGUCAGGCGCAGACGGGGGCAGCGUCAGUGGCUCAGCGCGGCAGCGCGUCUUCCGCUCAAGGCGACGUCCGCGGGUCGUCGCUUGGAGAGAACGCCUCCCAGAGGACCGCAGACGCGCUGCCUCCGAGCAGGGACGGAGACAGUUUUCCGCAGGCGUUCGGCGGGUCCUUUGGGUCAGCAUGCCCGCCGCAGCAGAGUGCCACAGCUGGAGCUGGUCCGGCGAUGUAUGCGCCUCCGCUGGCGCCUUCGCUAGAGCGACAGAAGCCGCCUGGGAUGCACACAGCGCCUCCUGAACCCGUGCCCGCUCCCGGGUCCACGAGUCGCAACCGGCGGCCCUCGCCGGAGACGGCGGGCGCGGCUGCCUCGGCCGACUCCCGUCAGAGUCGCGCAUGCGGCUCCGUUUCGUCGUCGCGAGGCCCGCACCAGGGGGGCGGCGGCGCGGUGGGCUCGACCGGCGCCGCCGAGGCUGCGGCACCGCCGGUCCCCCGCAUUUCCACGCUGACGCGGGCCGUUAACUCGCGGAUCGAUCCUUCGCAGGUUCCGCGACCCGACGGACGCAGUGAGUCCGUGACCCAGGAGGGCGGGCGUGUGUAUGAGUCAGACAAGUAUAACCUCCCGCCGAGUCCCUGCUCGAUCUACACCGUUCUGGAUCGCGGGAGUUGCUCCUGUCGCUACGUGCGAUGCACUUUGAAUCACGUGCCUGCAUUUUCGCACACCCUCUCCCUCUCUUCGCUUCUUUUCGCCACACUGGUUCAGCCCUUUGCGCAGAAAGGGCGCUUUGAAGAAGACAUCCCCAUUGUCGACUUGACUGAAACGUCGCUUCUCUUCACCUGCCACCUGAGCGGAACGAACAAGCACCGGUACGGGGCCCUCCCGCCAGGCGGAGCUGCCGAAGGCCGCAAAGGAGACGGUAAACACGCGUCCGACGGCCCCGUGCGCUGCCCGCGGUGUCGAUGCUACAUCAAUCCUUUCAUGGCCUGGGCCUCUGGAGGCAACGAGUGCGUCUGCAACUUAUGCGACCACCAUUUCCUCUUGCCAGACUACUACAUGGAGGCCCUCCACCUCUAUCGCUCGCAGAUGAACGCUGGCAGCGGGGGGCGCCCGAUGUGGCGAGAAGGAGACAGAAACGGCGAAGCUCGAGGCCGCGCACGCGCGAGUGGAACCGAGCGGCAGGAACUGUGGAAGGGAAGCGUGGACUUUGUCGCUCCGCCCGCCUUCGAAGCCAAGUUGGAGCCGCGGAAGAGUGCCGGCAGCGCCACGUUGCCUGAAGCACAUGCUGCCGCGAGCCGAGCGAAGCAGGCGAGCCGAGCAGAGGGAGCCGCCGCAUGCGGGGCUGUGCCUUCAGCUGCGCUAGCGGGCGCCCAUGGGCCCCAGAGCGUCCCGGCGGCGCUUUCGGCAGCCGCGAGGAGAGCACAGGAAGAAGAAGCAGAAGGGCGCCUGCUGUCCCGCUUCCCUUGUGUCGUCUUCGUCCUCGAUAUCUCCAGAGCCGCACUGAACUCCAACCUCGCCAACAGCAGCUUGCAUGCACUGGCUGAGCUCCUGCGGACGACGAGAGGCACUCUGCGUGUUCAGAUCGCUCUCAUUCUCUACUCCGACCGCCUCGUCUUCUUCCCGCGACGGAGGCGCGUCAGUCAGAAGCAGGCUGCGGGCCUGGACGGCGAGGCAUAUGAAGGGGCAGAGAACGCCGGUUUUGGCGAGGAAAGUGGAGGCGAAGCGACAAGAUACGGAGGAGACGGCAGUGCCAGCAGCGACGCUGCAGGAGCCACGUCAGAUCAGGCUGACGCAAAGCCAAGAAAAGUCGAGGCUGCGUUUGUGAACGACAUCGAGGACCCCUUCAUGCCUGCACCAGUCGAUCUUCUCUUCUACAGUCCUCACCAUUAUCAAGAGCUCCUGUCGCUGCUGGAGGAGCUGCCGAAGUUCUUGGCGGAGUUGAGUGGAGACUGCGGAGAGCGCUCCGCGGGGAACGCUGCUCUGCGGGCAGCUGCCAAUCUCGUCUGCGACCGAGGGGCGGGAGGAAUGGUGGAAAUGUUCUACGCCUCGCCUCCGAACCACGGCAUCGGCGCCCUCAACCCGGAUAUCACUGGCAAGACGACGACGGGCGUGGGUGGCGCGACCUUUGAGUUCCAGCAGAGAGAGUUCUACGAGGCGUUGCUGCUGGACUGCUCCGCGGGUGGCGUCUGCGUCGACGUUCAUGCGUAUCCGAGCACGCGCAAGCAGAAAAUGCUCCUGCAGACACUCGGUUCCAUCGCCACGCACACGGGCGGAAAGGUCUUCUACCAGCACGACUUCGUCUGGACGAGGGAUUACCACCGCAUUUACGAGGACAUCCACAGGCUUCUCACGUCGCCGCUGGCGUUUAUGUGUGAGGCGAAGCUGCGGACGAGUUCCGGCAUCGCCAUCGACAAAGUCCUCGCACCCUUUGGCGGCCCAAGAGUGUUCUACGACCAGACCGCGUUCCGCAUCCCGAGAAUGGACGCCGACCUCACUGUCGCGUUCCUCUGCAAACACGUGCAACAGCUGGACUCGGUGAAGCAGGUGUACAUACAGUUCGUCUGCGCGUAUACUCCGCUGCAGCCCAUGGAGACUGGCAGGUUUCUCGAAGGCUCCAACGAAUUCGUCCCUCCGCCUCGGCGGUAUCUGAGAGUUCACACGCUCUCAGUGCCUGUAACUUUCUCUCUGUCAUCCCUCUUCCGUUUCGCAGAAGUCGAGUCGAUGGUUGCGGUAAUGGUGCGGCUGGCGGCCAAGAUGGUCUUGCACAGCGAGAACGGCUGGAGAGAGAACGCCACGGAGCGCGUCGUCUCGAUCCUGCAUGCGUACCGCGCGAACUGCGCGUCGACCUCUUCGGCGGGGCAGCUCAUCCUUCCCGAUUCUCUCAAGCUCCUCCCCAUCUACAUCAUGGCGCUUUUCAAGCACGCAGCCUUCCGGUCCUCUGAAGUUCGAGAAGACGAGCGCAUAUGGCAUCUGGUGCGCUUCAUGGGGCUGCCUGUGCAAGCGUAUCCGACUCUGCUGUAUCCGCGGGUCUUCCCGCUCCACCGAUCCUACAUCGAAAAGGCGAGGGAGAAGAAAAUGCUACAGAGAGCUGGCCAGCCGACAGGGGUGGGUGAGAAUGUCUAUCUCCCAGACUCUCUCCCGGCGACCGGCGUAAAAAUCUCGUCGGACGGCGUUUUCCUCUGCGACGUCGGCACCGCCCUCUUCCUGUACAUCGGCAGCCACGUGAAGGCCGAGUACAUUGCUGGACUUUUCGGGGAAGGCGUAGUGGUGAACGAGCAGAACGCGCCUUUAUUGCAGCUUCGCACAGACGAGGGUUCCGCUGGAAGCACCGUCUCAAGAAUCGUGGAACAGAUCCGAAGGGAGAAAGCGGCUCUGCCGUAUUUGCCUCUCCGUGUCGUCUGCGCAAACUCUCUGGACGAGACGCGUCUGUUGACGCAUCUGGUGGAAGAUGCAAUUGCAGGGGAUGGCUGCUACGUCGAUUUCUUGUGCGGCCUGCACAAGAUGGUUCACAACAAGCUCGACGACGGUUAG